AUGCGAACUCUCAAUGGCCAUUUCCUUUUCUUCUCCCUUUUUGUGUCACUUGCGGUAUUCGUUCCAACUCUGCAAGGCCACAUUGGUGAAUUCGAUGAAUACUGGAAGAAGAAAGCCGAUGAAGCCCGUAAAGCCGCCCAGGAGGCUUUCUACCCGGAUCCCUUGAACGUCACCAGCCAGUUUAACUUCCAGGUUAACAAGGUCCUGACGGAGACCAACAGCACUAGAAGGAGCCUGGUAAGGAAAAGAGGCGGAAGAUGCAUAGCCACUAACCCAAUUGAUCGAUGCUGGCGGUGUGACCCGAAUUGGGCCAGUCAUCGACAAAAGUUAGCUGAUUGCGUCCUUGGCUUUGGCCACAAAACUGUCGGGGGAAAGUAUGGAAAGAUUUACGUUGUGACAGAUGCCUCAGACAAUGACAUGCUUAACCCCAAACCUGGAACCCUUCGCCAUGCUGUGAUUCAAAAAGAACCCCUUUGGAUAAUCUUUUCAGGCAGUAUGGUAAUCAGACUCAACCAGGAGCUGAUGGUAGCUAGUAACAAAACCAUUGAUUCCAGGGGAUUCAAAGUUCAUAUUGCUUAUGGUGCUGGCAUUACUCUCCAAUUUGCACAAAAUGUGAUCAUUCAUGGCCUUCGCAUUCAUGACAUCGUUAGCGGAAGUGGUGGACUCAUCAGGGAUUCUGUAGACCACUAUGGAUUCAGAACUAAAAGCGAUGGAGAUGGGAUUUCUAUCUUUGGAUCCUCUAACAUUUGGAUCGAUCACGUUUCCAUGUCCAACUGCCAAGACGGGCUUAUCGAUGUCAUCAUGGGAUCAAAUGCCAUCACCAUUUCCAACAGCCAUUUCACUCGCCACAAUGAGGUGAUGUUGUUCGGUGCAAGUGAUAGCUACUCGGGUGAUUCUAUAAUGCAAAUUACAGUUUCAUUCAAUCACUUUGGUAAGGGAUUGGUUCAGAGGAUGCCUAGGUGCAGAUGGGGUUUCUUCCACGUGGUCAACAAUGACUACACCCACUGGAUGAUGUACGCCAUUGGUGGAAGCCACAACCCUACCAUCGUCAGUCAGGGCAAUCGAUUUAUUGCUCCUGGUAACACUUUUGCUAAGGAGGUGACCAAGAGGGAUUACGCAGUAGAGAGCGAGUGGAAGAAUUGGAAUUGGAGAUCUGACAACGAUCUCAUGAUGAACGGAGCAUUCUUUGUUCAAUCCGGGAGCCCCAUCACUUCAAGCAGGCGGAUCUCAAGGUUUCACGUGAUGAAAUCGAAACCAGGAACAUUUGUGACCAGGCUCACUCGAUUUUCUGGUUCACUUGGCUGCUUUAAGGGAAAGCCUUGCUAGAAACUUUACGCCUUCCAUCAACUCCUCUGCAGACAUAAUCAAAGCCUGAUCAUGUUGCUGAUAAAUAUAGCGGAUAUAGAAAUGUAUGCGUCUGUUUUCGAGUUUGCUUGAAGUGAAC
Molecule: messenger RNA, 1444 nt
Organism: Populus euphratica (Euphrates poplar)
Lineage: Eukaryota; Viridiplantae; Streptophyta; Magnoliopsida; Malpighiales; Salicaceae
Product: probable pectate lyase P59
Exons: 4
Coding region: 1-1326 (441 amino acids)
Molecular function (GO): pectate lyase activity
Source: RefSeq, a predicted model, not a curated record